AUGGCAGAGGAAAUGGCGGAGAAACUGGCACGUGCGGGACACCUGAAGGUUGGAUGGGUGUCCUGUCGUGUCCGUAAGAAGAAGGAUACAAAGAGGUGCUACCGAUGCCUAGGCUUCGGCCAUGUGGCGGAGGGUUGCAAUGGUCCCGAUCGGACACGAGGAUGCUUUAGAUGCGGCAAGGAGGGCCACAAGUCUGCGGAGUGCAACAGCGCAUCGCUGUGCUUCCUCUGCGCCGCGAAAGAAGAAAAUUCCCGGACCGAUCAUCUGCCGGGAAGCAUGAGAUUUCGGUCGUUCCGAGAGGCAACUUCGGUGAAAAAGCCUCAAGAACGACCAAAUUAA
Molecule: messenger RNA, 339 nt
Organism: Belonocnema kinseyi
Lineage: Eukaryota; Metazoa; Arthropoda; Insecta; Hymenoptera; Cynipidae
Product: cellular nucleic acid-binding protein-like
Exons: 1
Coding region: 1-339 (112 amino acids)
Molecular function (GO): nucleic acid binding; zinc ion binding
Source: RefSeq, a predicted model, not a curated record